This is a messenger RNA of Populus trichocarpa (black cottonwood), 2726 nucleotides long. RefSeq lists its product as uncharacterized. Bases 1026 to 2543 code for a protein of 505 amino acids. Lineage: Eukaryota; Viridiplantae; Streptophyta; Magnoliopsida; Malpighiales; Salicaceae. The record is from RefSeq and is a predicted model, not a curated record. The transcript has 6 exons.
AAAAAAAAGAGUGAUUUAAAAUUUGAACUUGAAAUUGAUUUUUCAUUUCUGUUUUUUGUUCUUUAAUCAGUUUUGAUGAUCUGGGGUUGUCUAAUUAGCGUUAAAAAUGGAUUGUUUAUGUUGUAAAAUGAAAUGACUUUGGAGAAAAUAAUGAAUACCCAUUUCGUGUUUUCUGUUGUUUUGUUAGAAGUUUGAAUCUUUGCAUGAAAAUAUCUGUGGCUUUUGAUGAUCUAGGUUUUAUCUUAUGAUGUUGGAAAAGUUGUCUUAUUUUUGGGUUUUAUGGGGUUGUUUCUGUUGCUUGUCAACUGUUUGUGAAAGGAAUUUUUUUUGGGUGUGUUUGCCAUCAAUUUUUGUUUUGAAUUGUUUGUUUAUCGAUAGAGACAUGGUAGCUUAGCUCUCCAAUCGUCUGAAUAUUCGGUCACUUUGGUUAUUUGAUUAAAAGUUCAAGUUUUGUGUCUAUGCAAUUCCUUGACAUAGAAAAUGAUAUUAAUUUAUAGACCUUAGUCUUACAUGUGUAGUCAUUGGAUUUUUAGUUUAAUUGGGGUUCGUAGAGAUUUUUGUCAAACUUUAUGAUGUCCACAUUGCUGAUUGAUCGAGCUUAAGGUGAUGUUAACAAACAGAUGAUUUGCUCUGAAAUAGUUCAUGUAUCCUUGUAUUCCAAAUUGGUGUUUCAGAAUGUUUUACAAAUUAACUUUAUUUGCCAUUAGAGUAGGAAAACUGUCUUAGUAUGUGCACUUUCCCCACAAGACCAAUGAUCAAUUGAUACUUGGCAGCCUUGCCCAAUGCCCUUGAUUGAUUUUCGAUUUUCUUAAGAAGAUUUUAAUGCUUGUUUUGUUAUAAACUAUUUCUAUAAGUCUGUAACGGAAGCUCUUUUUUUCAAUGUUAUUAUGACUAAAACUGAUUAUUGUGAUUUGUGAGAGCCAGAUGGUUCUGCGGUAUGGAUAUGGAGCAAUUCCUUAGUGUUGACAUAGGGUAUAAACAAAUCUAGGCAGUAGGCACUUCUCUCAUUCAAGAAGCAAGAUGUGAUGGAAGACUAUCCAGAUGAAAGUCUGGUGAAUUCUCUGGAACAGUGUGGCCCAUUCAUCAAUGAGGUACAGAAUUCUGCUGAGGAAUCAUCUGUGGUUUCUAGUAUGGUAACAGGGUCUAGUAGCUCGGAUACUGAAACUGGAGGAUCAUCUGGAAACAGUAUAACAGCUAGUGAGGGAACUUUUGUGAAUGAUGGUUAUAGAAAUCUUGACAUAAGCUGUCAAGGGAAAUGCCUAUCUGACAGCAAGGAGUUAGUUGGCCUGGAUCAGGUAAGUGAUAGUCAAAGUCAUGAUGAAUCGGGUAGGAAUAGAAAUAUUACUGAAGCUAGUACUUCAUUUAAAGAACAGCAAUCAUCAGAUCCUGUAUCUAUGAAUGUUUCAACUAACAUGGAUGCUGUCAAUGGCAUUGACAAUUCAGAGAACAAGGGUUUUUCUCAGAUCUAUCCUCAUAUUAUACAUCCAAGCAGUUCAGAUCCUUCGAGGCUUGGAGAUUCACAUUCUAAUGAUGCCUCUUUUGACAACCAUAUGGGUGAAGUAACAGACAUACCUAAUUCCGAUUCUGAUUCUGUAACUCAUAGGCCUGAUGUUCGAGUAACCUUUCGCCCAACGCAAGAUGAGUCUAUCCAAGAUUCAGUAUCUUCAGAUUUAGGAUUUCUUGUGCCCAAUAGGGAACAAGACCGGACAGAUGGAAGUGUACUCCAUGUCGAUGUUGUGAGUAUCUCUUCCAGCAUUUAUUCUAGCAGCACUUCAGAUACAAGCAAUCAUGAAGCCAGAAGGAAUAGCAGAAGACUGUUUUGGGAUGCAUUUUCAAGGCGCAGUUUUAGGAGGCAUGUUGAUUCUCCGACUACUGUUUUCUCGACUGAUAAUAAUGAUGAUCUUGAAUCCCAUGACAGAUGGCUUCUUAAUUUCAGUGGUGAUUUUUUGAACGAUGGGAUAGACAAUGAUUCUAGAUACUUGGGCAGGAGAAUUCACGGAUUGAAUGAACGAAGACGACACUCAAGAUCUGAGAUAUGGGAAAGACUUCAUGGUGGCCUUGAUGAGAAUGGUCGACGAACUACCUCUUGUCCUUCUGGACUCCACCCUGACGGUACAUGCUCGUGUGAAUCAAUCUUGAUGACUGAGGAGUUGAAUGCUCAUCGAAGGAUAUCACGAAUAGUCAUGCUUGCUGAAGCUCUGUUUGAGGUUUUGGAUGAAAUUCAUCGUCAGCCUGUGUCGCUCUCUCUAUCCAUGAUGUCGCUCCCUGCCCCUGAAUCCAUCGUUGAUUCUUUCCCUCUUAAGAAUCACAAAAAAGUUGACAAAGUUGAGGGCAAUGAUGAGGAUGAACAGUGUUACAUUUGCCUGGCCGAGUACGAGGAAGGUGACAAAAUAAGAGUUCUUCCCUGCCACCAUGAAUAUCACAUGGCUUGUGUGGAUAAAUGGCUUAAAGAAAUACAUGGGGUGUGCCCACUUUGUCGAGGAGAUGUUCGUGAGGGUGCCAACGAGCCUUCAAUCCCAAAUCCGGAAAUUCCUUCUACUUGAUAGAAUAGCACAUAUAAUUGUAUAUACAAACCUUUUAUUACCUUACAUAAAUUCCAUCUCUUGUAUUAUAUCCCCUGAAGUUUGAAUUCUAUAGAUCUUACAGGUCGAGGACCUUUACUGUAAUUAAAUUAAAUUAUAAUAUUAAAUUUAUUUUAAAUUUAAUUGAUAAAUAAGUUCAAUUUA